ACAAGGUAAUGCGGGCUUAUUUAUUGGUGAUUUUAGGUUAUGUUUAUCGUGGCGAGGAAAACCCGUGAAGUUCCGUUGAAUAAUGCAAAAAAUCACGGGGAUAAGUAUAAAUUUGCAUAAUUUGUCCAAUAAUUUAUCAGGACUAUCCCGUGGAUUGAGUCAUGUUUGCAGAAAGAGAGAUUUCUACCAGAAACACCGGGAAUGCCACAGUCAAAAAGGAGCGCCACAGAAGCUUGAAGACAUCAUUGAGACUCGACGGAAUCAGGCUAGAAGGAGUAUUGUGGUGCAGGUGUAUUCGGAGAAUUCAUUUCCGGAACUCCAUUCAUAUUGCUCCCAAUUUGGCUGCAUUGUUGGGGCACACCACUAUGGAAUCAACCAGUAUGGGGAAAAUCUCAAUUAUAUCCUGGUUGAGUUUGCGGAAGUGGAAGAAGCACUGGAAGCUGUGAGAUCUAGUGGUUUUGUUCGAGAAGCCCAAGUACUUCCUGUUCAAUCUUCCUUUAUGUACUUUGGGAAAGGAGCUUCGAGGAAGCCUAGUCAGAAUGCUAAAUUGGCUUCGGUCAAUGGCACGAAUGUUGCGAGCAAUGAGGAGCUUCAUGAAUGGCUUCAGGUGGCUUCGAGCAUGGAUGAUCAGCUGAAGAUCCUCUACAAUGCCACAAAAUUGAAUGAUUUGGGCACGAGAAUGCGCUUCUUGGCAGCUCAGCAAAUUGAAAAUGCCCUUUCGGGGAUGUUUCCCUUCGCCAGGGCUACUCCUUUUGGGUCAUCUGUCAAUGGUUUUGGGAAAUUGGGAUGUGAUCUUGAUCUCAUCCUGGAGUUAGAUAAUAUUCAUCGGUCAAAUGCUUCAUCCCGCCUCAUUUUUCACUCAAAAGAACUCACAGAUGCCCGGCAUCAGGUGCAGAAGUGCAUGGAGAGGAUAGGGGAUGUCAUGGAGCUUUUCCUGCCGGGAAUUUCAAAUGUUCGCAGGAUUCUUCGGGCCAGAGUCCCAAUUAUUAAGUAUAGGCAUGAAUUUCUAGACCUCGAGGUGGAUUUAUCCAUGUCGAAUACAAGUGGACUGUAUAUGUCGGAACUUCUCUAUCUCUAUGGGGAAUUGGAUGAGAGAGUUAGGCCCUUGACGUUUGCAAUCAGACGCUGGGCUCAUACGGUUUCCCUGACAAACUCCGUGGCUGGAAGAUGGAUCACAAAUUUCUCUCUCACAGCCCUUGUUGUGUUCUUCCUGCAGCAACUGAAGAAGCCCAUUGUGCCCUCGAUAAACUACCUGGUAGGCAAAGCAACUCCCGGAGAUACCAGAGUCACCAUAGAUGGGAUCAAUUGUACUUUUGCGCGAGAUCUGCAAAAUAUUGACUUCAGGAAGACGAAUGAGGACUCUCUGGGAAGUCUUUUGUUUCAAUUCUUUGAGUUCUAUUCCCACUUUGACUUUGCCAAUAGAGCCAUAAAUCUCAAUGAGGCCAAGAAUACCCUAAAGCCCGAUUUCUCUCCCAUGUACAUCGUCAAUCCCUUUGAGAUUAGUCUCAAUGUGAGCAAGAAUGUGAGCUUGGAAGAAGUUGAACACUUUCGGAUGGAAGUGAGGGAAGCCGCAUGGAUUCUCGAUUCCCUUGUGGAGAAGAGCACUGUAACUCCAUGGGGUCUCCUGUCGCUUCUCCUAAAAGGUCCAGCUACAGUUCCUCGGCGACCAAUGUUGGAUGUUCGGAAACUCUUCGAAGUAGUUGACAGUGAUCCGGAGGAUCCCGCGGAAGAACUUUCUGCAGAAGAAAAGGUCCCAGGAGCUAAAGAUAAGCAUCAGACAAAUGUCCUGGAAAGGAGAUAGUGAUUAAAAGACUAGUCUGUGAGCAGAAAUAAAGUUGUUUUUUAUUCAAAAA
Phlebotomus papatasi is the source of this 1853-nucleotide messenger RNA. It is a transcript of the gene MTPAP, whose product is annotated as poly(A) RNA polymerase, mitochondrial. The record is from RefSeq and is a predicted model, not a curated record. Gene Ontology annotation, biological process: mitochondrial mRNA polyadenylation. The transcript has 2 exons. The coding region runs from base 83 to 1801 and encodes 572 amino acids. Lineage: Eukaryota; Metazoa; Arthropoda; Insecta; Diptera; Psychodidae. Gene Ontology annotation, molecular function: poly(A) RNA polymerase activity.